AUGCAAAUUAUAUGGCAAGCAACUAUUAAUGAAUGUAAAUCACAAGAAGAGGUGGAUAUAUUAAAACAACAUCUCUAUAUAAAACGACUACCCAAAUCAUUCGAUUAUCUUGAUGAAUCAUAUUCAAAAAUAGAAAAUAAAUUAGCCAGACCUAUCUAUAAUGAUAAUACAAGAACAACAAUAUCAACACAUCACAGGAAAAUUAUUGCACAAAAUAAAUGUGAUCUUAUGAAACUUUAUAUUAACAUGGCUGAAGCAGCUGUACGGGGUUAUCGACAAUAUGGCGAAGAUGAAAAACAGAAUCUAAUCAAUCGUAUGAUAAAAGAUCCAAGUCGACAAGUCUACAUUGAACGAUUCAUCAAAGCCAUUGAAGAACGACAAAAACAUAUUCGACAACAUACACAAUAUCAAACACAACGACGUAUUCAUUUUUUCUAUCGCCGCUCCGAUGAUCAUCGAAAACAUUGGCAUCGUCGGAGCAGUUAUCGACUUAAUUUAUAUUGGGAUAUUCUUCCAUCAUCACCUAUUAUUGAAGUUUUUACAAAAUUAACAUCAGAACAAUUGGCAUUACUUGCUCGUGGUCCAAAAUAUGUACCACCAUGUCAAAUUCAAUUUUAUCGUCAAGGAACAAAAGAAAAAAUUAUUGAACAAGAACACAAAAUUAUUAUUGAUAAAAUUACAGAAUUCUUUUAUCAAAAUUGUUAUUCAAUAUCAGAGAAACGUAUCCAAGACUUUUCCAGUGAUAUUAAAAAUCUUCUUCAACGUCUUUAUACAAAAAAAUUAUCACGCAAAUCAUAUAUACGUGCUAAACGUGAACGUAAAUUAAUUAUUAAUAUUCGUCGUUAUUUACGUCAAAAUCAACAAGUCACUUUACGACGAACCGAUAAGAGUAAAGUAUUUCAUUUGGGUGAUGCCAAUGAUUAUCAAUCGAAAAUUCAUCAAUAUAUGCAAGAAACAGAAGCCUAUGAACAGAUUACAUCGGGUAUUUCACCGUUAGCAGCUAAUUUAGAACAAGUUAUAUCAUUACUAAAUCGACUUUAUAAUGCACAGAAACCUCUGAUAACUAAAAAGCAAUAUGAGGCAAUGUAUCCAAAAUUAGUUCAUACUGAAUUGGCUCAUCUCUAUUUUCUACCGAAACCACAUAAAAUUGGUACACCGUUACGACCUAUUGUGGCUUCAAUUCAUGCACCGGCUAUGUUGGUAUCUAUAUAUCUUGAUAAUCGAUUACGUCCACUUUUCAAUCGUGUUGCACGACAAACAACUUAUAUCAGUAGUACAGAUUUUGUACAACAAUUAGAAAAACAUCAAAUACAAGGUCAUCUAUUACCAACCACAAACUUUAUUACAGCUGAUGUCAAAAAUCUUUAUACUAUGAUACCAAGAGGUGGCGCAUUGGAUACACUACAUCGAUUUUGUGUCAAACAUAGUAAAGAAUAUGAAAUGGCCAAUUUAAAUGUGAAUACGAUUAUUCGUUUAGCAUGUCUUGUCUUAGAAACCAAUUGUUUUGUUUUUGAUAAUAAAUAUUAUAAACAAAUUCGUGGUGGUGCAAUGGGAUCACCCUUUACAAUGACAUUAGCUAAUAUCUACAUGUAUGAAUGGGAACAAUCAUUGAUUCAAUAUCAACAGGCAAGAAAUGAACUCUAUGGCAGAUAUAUUGAUGAUAUUUUUAUGACUUCAAAUGAAUCUAUUGAAAAGAUUCAAGCAUUACUUGAAAAGGAAGAUAAAAAAGAUCCAAAUAUCCGAAUUAAUUAUACCAUUCAACAAUCUGUCGAAUUUCUUGAUGUUUUUAUUGAAAAUAUUCAAGGAAAAUUGAAGACAUCUGUUUUUCGUAAACCAGCUGCUGAACCCUACAUACUACCAUAUACAUCUGAUCAUCCGCGUCACAUUCAUUCAAAUACAAUUUAUACAGCAUUACUUCGUGCAAUUCGUCUAUGUUCGGAUGUAGAUACAUUUAAUCAAGAACGAUUAAACAUUGAAAUAGUCUUACUUCUAAAUGGACAUCCACCAAAAUUUAUUAAACAUCAUUUUCAACAAUUCUUUAAAAAAAAUAAUGUUGCAUCUAUCUACAAAGAUUUACAUGAAGAAACAUAUCAACAAUUUCAUAAGAAAUUACUUAAUGAAUGUCAGGUCAAGGAUCCUUCAUCGGAGCAACAGCAACCACAACAGCAGCAGUCCAACAAGAAGAAAACUGAUCAAAAUGACACUGGAAAACCAGUGAAAAAAGAGCGACAACUCAUUAUUCAUUGUACAUAUGAGAGUGGACCAUUAAAAACAUUCAAUCGUGAUUUUCGGACAAUCUGGAAAAAACACUUCUGUUAUGACAAUUCAACAUUAAGCAAUGUUCAUGUUAUACUUGGAACACGAACUAAUAAAACAUUAGAUCAGUUAUUAGUAGAGAAGAAACCAUCUCGAACUUUACUGACGCUUAAAAACGAUAUGCCUCAAUCGACAACAACAUGGAUUAUAAAAUAA
Molecule: messenger RNA, 2472 nt
Organism: Rotaria socialis
Lineage: Eukaryota; Metazoa; Rotifera; Eurotatoria; Philodinida; Philodinidae
Source: the annotation of a GenBank genome assembly